This is a messenger RNA of Daldinia childiae, 393 nucleotides long. Its product is annotated as putative 5-hydroxyisourate hydrolase. Gene Ontology annotation, biological process: purine nucleobase metabolic process. Bases 1 to 393 code for a protein of 130 amino acids. The transcript has a single exon. The record is from RefSeq and is a predicted model, not a curated record. Lineage: Eukaryota; Fungi; Ascomycota; Sordariomycetes; Xylariales; Hypoxylaceae. Gene Ontology annotation, molecular function: hydroxyisourate hydrolase activity.
AUGGCAAACGACAAAGACAUCAUCACCUGCCAUAUUCUGGACACCUCCGUAGGCAAGCCAGCCAAGGGGGUCCGCGUCAAGUUGGAAGGCGGACAUGCUCCUCUUAAGACUUUCGAAUCUCAGACCGAUGACGAUGGCCGCAUCAAGGCGUGGCUACCAUAUUCCAACAUCCACUCAUCAGGAGAUGUACCUACUUACACUCUAGAUGACGUGCUAGGCGAGGUGGAAACUAAGUCCACUUGGACUCUACGCUUCGAUACCGGAAGCUACUUUGGCGAGGGGAACACUUUCUUCCCCGAAGUUCUGGUCUCGGUCACCGUCGAAAAAGGCCAGCAUUAUCACGUGCCACUGUUGCUGUCUCCUUAUAGCUAUACGACUUACAGAGGCAGUUAG